AUGGGCAGCUCCGCCUUCAUCCUUCGGCACGUGAACCGCCGCGCCGCCGCUGCGGAGGCAGAGGUACAGCGCCGCGCUCUCCUCUCAAUCGCGCGCAACACGACCCUCCCCGCACACAUGAGGCACAAGGCCCAGCUCGCCCUGUCGCAGCACAACGGCGGCACGGUCAACGGCCGCAUGAACGCGGUCAAGAACCUCUGCAACGAGACGGGGCGUGCGCGUGGUGUGCUCAGCAAGUUUGGGCUGUGCCGGUUCCAGUUCCGCCUCAAGGCGACGCGUGGAGAGCUCUCUGGCGUGCACAGCGCGUCUUGGUGA
Messenger RNA from Cutaneotrichosporon cavernicola, 315 nucleotides. RefSeq lists its product as uncharacterized. Gene Ontology annotation, cellular component: ribosome; mitochondrial small ribosomal subunit. NCBI's taxonomy places the organism in Eukaryota, Fungi, Basidiomycota, Tremellomycetes, Trichosporonales, Trichosporonaceae. The transcript has 2 exons. Bases 1 to 315 code for a protein of 104 amino acids. The record is from RefSeq and is a predicted model, not a curated record. Gene Ontology annotation, molecular function: structural constituent of ribosome. Gene Ontology annotation, biological process: translation.